Temnothorax curvispinosus is the source of this 1161-nucleotide messenger RNA. Its product is annotated as mitochondrial GTPase 1. The transcript has a single exon. Bases 20 to 1009 code for a protein of 329 amino acids. Lineage: Eukaryota; Metazoa; Arthropoda; Insecta; Hymenoptera; Formicidae. Gene Ontology annotation, molecular function: GTPase activity; GTP binding. Gene Ontology annotation, cellular component: mitochondrion. The record is from RefSeq and is a predicted model, not a curated record.
UGAAGCCACGGCAGGCACGAUGACAAAUACAGGAGGUAAAGUAGUCGCGAAUCUACGACAAAAGUUCAUAUCGCCGAAUGUGUUGCGAUGGUUCCCCGGACACAUGACGAAGGGUCUAAAGCAGAUGCAACAGCGAUUGAAAAAUAUCGAUUGCAUCAUAGAGGUUCACGACGCGCGGGUACCGGUCUCCGGGCGUUACGCUGAUUUUAGCAGGACUCUGACCGGCUUGAAACCACACAUAUUUGUACUGAGCAAAAGAGAUUUGGCCGACACGAGACACAAGAGCAGUAUAGUCUCUACGUUGAACAGGGAAGGGCUGUCCAACAUAAUCUUUGCAAAUCUCAAAGAUCAACGGUGCAAAGGCGUGAGGCGGAUCCUGCCCUUGGCCAAGAAGUUGAUGUUAAAUUCGGAACGUUACAAUAGAGUGGAGGAGGAGUCUUAUUCCAUGAUGAUCAUCGGCGUGCCCAAUGUUGGAAAGUCCUCUCUGAUUAAUCGUUUGAGAAACAAUCACCUUAGCCUGGGCCAAGCUACUCCGGUUGGCGCGACGGCUGGUAUCACGCGAUCCGUAUUGACCCGUGUAAAAAUAUCGGAAGACCCAGUAGUGUAUCUGAUCGAUACUCCAGGUAUUCUAGCGCCUACCAUCAAAGACGUUCAUGCUGGCUUCAAGCUGGCCUUGGUCGGAUGUCUGCAGGAUCAUGUAGCGGGUUCGCAGCUGCUCGCGGAUUACCUACUAUUCUGGCUGAAUAGGAACGGCCGAUUUGAAUAUGUGGACAUAUUGGGUUUGAAAGAACCGAAUGACGAUGUGUUGCACGUGCUCACGUUCAUUGCCGCAAAGUUGGGAAAAACCGUGAAGAUAAAGAACUUCGACGGCCGAUUAGCGGUCAUGCCCGAUUUAAAAUCCGCGGCGGACCACUUUAUUGCUUUAUUUAGGAAAGGAGACUUGGGAUCCUAUUGCUUAGAUAUAGAUUUACUCGAGAUAUCAGAAAACCGCGAAGUUAGCUUAGCCUAAUGAUAAUUAUAUGUAAAUAUAUUUGUAUAUAUUUAUUUAUAGAAAUGAUUCUUAAUCGAAAGAAAAUAUAGAUCAUAAUUUUCUACGACAUCUGAUGACUUGAAUAAUCCUAAAUAUUUCGAAAAAACAACGAUCUUACUUUUCCAUUAUAU